CAACCAUCGAUCGUUGUUGCGCCAUUCAACAAACUAUGAUCUUGCAUUUCUGAUAUCAACAGGAUCUGCAUACGACAAAUACCUGAACUUACAUCUCCCCCCCCCAGUCUAUGUCCGCUCCAGCGUGAACCCAUGGCGUCCAGAAGUGACUCCGCGGGGUCUCUCCGCCCGCGAGCCCGUCGCUCUCUUGCUCAUAUCCCGCGGUCGAGACUGACCUCCACCCUCGACCAAGAAAAUGCGACGACGGAUAUCAGCUCCUCUCAACCGCUUGAUGGACGCCCCAAACCUAUGGCUAGAGACAAAAAGUCUCGUAGCAAAAGCUUAGGCCCUGGUGGUCUAGAUGCGCUUCAGGACUCCAACGGUAAUCGCCGCAAGUCCACAGCAGCCUUUCCCUUGAAGUCCAUUCUCAAGCCAACUGUUCCCGUCUCGCCCGUGCGCACUAUUCCUACAUUUGAAGAAACACGCAAACGGACGCCGGCCCGUGGAUCGCAGCCGAGUGUCAGCAAUGAACCCAAUACCCAGAGCGACGAAGGCCUCCUAAUCGACCUUGAUACUCCCGCGCCCGCUUCGAAUAAUUCCGAAGACCGAUCCAACCCUUUCGACAGCUUCAACGCUGCAUCCAUUCGGGAUGAGAUGGCCGCCGCAAGGGAAAAGGAAGAAAAGGAGCAGCGGGAGCGGGAGCGGAAGAUGAUCCUUGAGAAGAGGGAGGCACGUCGGAAGUCCAUGGCAAAUCGCCGUGUCUCAUUCGCCCCCGAAGCCACAUUACAUACUUGGAACGUGGUAGAAAUACCCGACGACUCGACUUCAUCAUCUGCUGCGAACUCGACACGGCGCGCUUCAUCAAUAGCCGGAGCUGGAAACCAGACCCCUGCUCCCCAAGCCGAACAAGCCGAACAAGCCGAACAAGCCGAACAAGCCGAACAAGCCGAACCGCGAUCCUCUCCCGACCCAUACGCAGAGUCAGAUGCCGGCUUCUCGCCCGUGCAGUAUCCAGACCUGCAGCAACUCCAAAGCCAGUCAACCAACGGAAGCUACGAUGAAAUGGGGUCCUCGCAGGAGAUGUUUUCAAGCCCCUUCAGCGGAAGUUCAGCCGACGGGACUGAAGAUCUUGGACUACAGAGAGAGGACGACGACGAUGACGACAAUUCAUCGACUUCUGGAUUCGACGGAGAAAGCACCGCAAUGAGCUUGGAUGACAUGUCAGUUCACUCUCCAGCCUCAGUUCAUUCUGAUGGUUCCGAUGCCACCACUGGCAGUGCUCGCUUGAACGAAGCUUUGCGGCAAGCGGCUCGGGAAGCUGGAACUCGUGACUUUGAGGACGAUGAUGGAGACAUGUCUAUGGAAAUCGCAGAUCAGGAGAUUACAGGUGCUUUCCAGCCUUGGAUCAAGAAGGGCCAACGUGAGAGUUUCGAUUGGGCAGAUAUCAGCGCUCGGUAUGAUCAAGAGAAUGAUCCGCCUUCUGAACCCAUGCUCGAUGCUCCUCCGACUGCAGAUGACGAGGAUGAUGCUAUGGAUGAGGAUCUUAGUAUGGAGGUCACCAAUGCAAUUGGCCGAAUUCUCCCCAACCAAGCGAGUCGACGCAGGAGUGAAGCGCGCCGCAAAUCUCUUAGCGAGGAGACUAACUAUGAAGAACAGACCAUGGAAUUCACUAAUGUCGUGGGAGGUAUUGCACAGCCUGUUUCUCCUGCGAAGUCCAUAGGGGCGGAAAGUAGAAACGGAGAUGAAGAGAUGACUAUGGAAUUCACAUCCGUUGUCGGAGGCCUUUUGAACAGUCUUGGCGUCGCCAACAAUGCAGAUGAGAACGACUAUGAUGCUCAACAAGAAGCCUUCGCUUCAGGUGAAAACGACCGUGUCUUGUCUGAAUGGGAGAAUGGGAAUGACAUGGAUGAUGGUAUGGAUAUGGAGAUUACUGGAGCUAUCGGUGGCAUUAUCCCUGGUACUCAGGAGAUCAUUGCAGCCGAAGAUGACGACCAAACCGCAGGCAUGGAUAUGACUGCUGCUGUUGGACAGAUUCUAGAACCAGAGCCAGAACAAGAACAAGAACCACCGGAACCGGAUGAAGACCGAGUGACCCCGGAACCCAAGCCGGCUCAACUGGGUAGUUCGCCAUUUCAAGAGACCGUACGGCAGUCUCCUAAUAAGUCACCCGCUAAGUCGCCAACCAAGUCACCUUCCAAGUCACCUUCCAAGUCGCCUUCCAAGUCGCCGGCCAAAUCACCAGCGAAGUCGCCAGCCAAGUCGCAAGUCGAAUCUUCUUCCAAAUCACCCGUCUCGUUUCAUGUUGCAGCUGUGGCAUCAGAAAGUGGAAGCCCUAGCUUGGCAAGUGUACGGGCCCGACGAACGAGGCAAAGCUUGACCCAUCCGGCGCCCACUACACCCACUCCACAAACCCCACAGGUAACUCCACCGAAGGAUAUGGUCUCUCCUCCCAGUCCAUCCACGCCGACAGGCAAUGCACCCUCGAACACACACACAACGACCCCUUCCAGAGAUGCAGGUACAGAAAAUGCAUCACCACAGAAGCUGUCCCAACCAGAAGUACAAGAAUCCGCAAGUAAUACAUCCCCCAGGCGCAAGAGUCUGUUUGGGGAGAGCGUCAAUGGACAAUCGGCUCCUCUUUUUGUCUUGCAACCCCAUGGGAAGAGGCGGUCCUCUGGUCUCGGUAUCGACAAAGAGGGGCUUGGAUCGCCUCGAGUCGCUGCUAUUCUGGAUAAGCGUCGGUCCAUAGGUGAAGAAGCACCUGAGUUUGUUCCACAGGAGCAGUCAAAGCAGGGUGUGCGCUUCGAAGAUCCCGUGAAGCUUCAGGAGGAGGUAGAUCGUGAACGCGAAGAGGAGGUGAACAGAGAAGAUGGCUUCAUCUCGCCUCCAAAACUGAACGACAGGGAUCCCACCGCAAGCUUGAAGGAUAUGAUUUCGAGCUUGACACCCAAGAAGAAUAAGCUUCGUGGUAGAAAGAGCUUGCAUGUCGGGGCCGCUCUUGGCCUGCUGGGUAAAAGACCAGUCGAGUUGGAUUUGGACGACGACGCGGAUUCUGAUCACACGCCAAAGCGCCUACGAGGCCGCCAGACUAGCAGCCCAGUGAAGAAGUUCAAGCUCCCAGCUCAUUCGACCAACAGUGACACUUUUGGACGUGGAUUCCAGUCUCCUCUUAAGACCAUCAGUGCACAAUCUCCUCUCAAAUCCGUGUCAACGCCAACACAGACCUCUAAGACUAUCAGUGCUACCACGAGUCCUGUCAAAGAUAGCUCAGACACAGCAUCUAACACAGAAUCAACUGAAGUGCAAGAUGCGCCUGUAGAAGAUGCUGGCCCGGAGGUCGAGCCUAUACAGUUGCAGGAAUUCCUCAACAUGACCAACAUCCACUUCAUGGAACUCACAACCACGAAAAGAAGGCAUACUACUGCCCCAGACAGCGCUCGGAAACGAAAUCUUCGACUUUCUAGCGAGAACGAGGCUAGAAGUCCCGCGAGCUUCGAAGAGUGCGUAGCUGCUGGCUUCUGCACCGUGCCUAUGCUUGAGCUGUUUCAGCAUUCUUGUCGAGAGUUGAAGUCGUAUAUAAAUGAAGGCAGACAGGUGAUCCGGUCUAUUGAGACCGAGACUCUUGCCGAUAAUCCGCCACUGUUCCGCGAAUAUAUGACCGCUCCACCGGACAUUCGCUUGCUGAUGGACAAUCAAUUCAGAAAUGUCAAGACUCAUGCUCGCCUACUCAGUAAGGCUACAUGGUAUGAGUGGCGCAUGAAACUGCUGGAGGGACUUCGGGAUGGCCUCAACCGUCACGUGCAAGAAAUGAAAGCAGACGAUGAACUCCUUGCUAAGCAUGAGACCCUUCUGAGCGAUACAGUGCCCGCUCUCAUGGAGAAACACUCUUCUCUUGAGGCGGAGGCCACGACACUGCAGCAACUAGCAGACGAGCUUGAGAACUGUGACCAAGAUGAGCUGCGUAGCGCGCGGGAAAAGCUUGCGGGCGUCGAGGACGAGAUCGCGCAGAAAAAGAAGCUCCUACAGGAGAUGCAGGCCGAACUCGAGGAUAAGACUAACAUCGUCGAAACCGGCACCGAGGUCAAGGCCGAGUACAUGGCUCAGAUCCAGGAAGCCGAACGAGUCAAGGCGCAAUGUCGCGGCUGGAGCGCGCAAGAAAUCAGCGAACUAAAAGAUUCAGUCCGCAGCAUCGAGCGUCAAACCGGCUGGAGCAUCGUAUCUGCCACCGCAUCGGACGGUUCCACCCCGGCCGGCCCAGCAGUGACCAUGUCCUACCGACACCAGCUGCAACUCACCUUCCACCCUGCGUGCUUCCUCAUCAACAACAGUAUCUCCACCACUCCCAACGACCAGGCCACCAACGCACCUGUCACGCUCAAAUACGCCCCCACUACCACCAUCACGACGAAACCCACCCAUACCACCACCCCACACCUAUCCGCCAUCAUCCUCCUGGUCCUGAAAUCCCUCCAAACACACCUCACCUCCAUCCCGCAAUCCCGCACCGCUCCCAAACACCUCCUCCACUUCAUCGCCCAAGCAUGGGACCUGACCCUCCAGCUCGAAGAAGAAGCCCGCCUCCUCGAAUUCUGCGGCGUUACCAAGCUCAAACUCCUCGAGGGCAACGACUCCGCCAGCGCCAAAAACUGUUCAACUCCUUCCCUCCGUGCGCGCUGCACCCUCCUCGGUCCCGCAACGCCCCCUUCAACCUCCUCUUUGGCAAGCUGCCGUAUCGACGUCGACUUCGCCGUCCGCACUCGCAUCAUCCCUCCUCCACAGGACGGUGCGGGCACGGGGGCACUCGGGCAGCUGGACCUCCAGACCGACGUCCUCGCCAGCAAGGUGUACGGAUUCACUGCGCAAAGCAAGGGCAUAUCCGAGACGGAGAUGCGCAGUAUCCUGAGCAAAGGUCUGUCCGGGUCCGGGACCUCGGCCGAGGGCAAGAUGCAGCUCGGUCGUGGAGUCUGGAGGACGGCGGUGCGCAAAUUGACCGGCACGGUGUUUUGAGCUUCAGACAUCAUGUACUAUGAUUCUGAAUCCGGUUGGAAGUCAGAAGAAAUCGGGAGUGUUGCUGUGUUUCAGUUGAUUGAAGGUCGUAGGCGACGGCGAGACUGGGGGUUUGUUGAUUCUACGUUUCGGGGUUGCUUCUAAACUUUCACUUUCGACAAGUUCUGAUUCCCUUCAUGUUGAUCAUUUUCGAAGGGGUCCGUGGGGGAGGGAGUUCUACAUAGGUGUUUGGAUUGGGGCGCUGUGGCUUGUUAGGAAUUGCCGGGUGUAGUGGUGUGGUUUGAUAUAUCUU
Aspergillus aculeatinus CBS 121060 is the source of this 5278-nucleotide messenger RNA. RefSeq names its product kinetochore-microtubule binding complex subunit SPC105. The transcript has 4 exons. The coding region runs from base 133 to 4986 and encodes 1617 amino acids. Lineage: Eukaryota; Fungi; Ascomycota; Eurotiomycetes; Eurotiales; Aspergillaceae. The record is from RefSeq and is a predicted model, not a curated record. Gene Ontology annotation, biological process: protein localization to kinetochore; mitotic sister chromatid biorientation; mitotic spindle assembly checkpoint signaling.